Staurois parvus is the source of this 487-nucleotide messenger RNA. Lineage: Eukaryota; Metazoa; Chordata; Amphibia; Anura; Ranidae. The record is from the annotation of a GenBank genome assembly.
UGGUCAUCUGUACUAUGUCUGCAGUCCCUGGCAUUUUCCCUAUACUAUGUCCGCAGUCUCUGGUCAUCUCCUGUACUGUCUGCAGUCUCUGGUCAUCCCCUGUACUAUGUCCGCAGUCUCUGGUCAUCUCCUGCACUGUGUCCGCAGUCUCUGGUCAUCUCCUGUACAAUGUCCGCAAUCUCUGGUCAUCUCUUGUACUGUGUCUGUAGUCUCUGGUCAUCUCCUGUACUGUGUCCGCAGUCUCUGGUCAUUUCCUGUACUGUGUCCGCAGUCUCUGGUCAUUCCCUGUACUAUGUCCGCAGUCUCUGGUCAUCUCCUGUACUGUGUCUGCAGUCUCUGGUCAUCCCCUGUACUGUGUCCGCAGUCUCUGGUCAUCCCCUGUACUGUAUCUGCAGUCUCUGGUCAUCUCCUGUACUGUGUCUGCAGUCUCUGGUCAUCUCCUGUACUGGGUCCGCAGUCUCUGGUCAUCUCCUUUACUGUCUGCAGU